AUGAGGCCCUCGAGCUGCCCCGACGAGGCCUGCGACGGCUUGUGCCUGCUGACAUCCUUCCUGGACCACGACGACCGCCCGACCUUGAUUCUCGACGCCCACAAUCAUUCCCGCUCCGAGAUUUUCUACCAGAACAAGGCCCUGCGCGAUUUUCUUGGCCGUCUCUCAUCUGCCGACACCACCCAGGAUAUUGGCGAGCACUUUCGUGACUGGGCCUCCAGCUUUGAUGCCACCGCCGAGCCUGCUGACCGCACUGGCGCUGCCGCCAACAUUAGCUUCGGCAGCCGCAACUGGACCAGCCGCCUGCUGCGCUGCCGCUGGAGGGUCAUCUCCGCCGUCGCCAUUGACGACGAGUCCAGCCAUGCCACCAAGCGGGACCGCUCGCACGACGGCGCCGGCAAUUUGGGCCGUGAAUCCGCCUCGGUUUUUCCAGGCACCUCCGCCGAAGAGCUGAAGGAGAAAGCUGGCUUAAGUGCACGAGACUCCUUCAGUCCCUCGUCGCUACGUCGUCUGGACUGGAUCAAGGACCCGCCAAAUGACCUUCCGCCUUACCAUCACUUUCUGCUCCAUCAUGACUGGGCUUCGACCCCUCUUGGUCCCAUCACCGACUGGCCUGAUCUCCUCAGACAGACCGCCGUGACUAUCCUGUCGAGUCCAGAUCCACGCUUGCUGCUCUGGGGCCACGACAUGUGUCUACUUUACAACGAAGCUUGCCUUGCCCUGAUUGGCCACAAGCAUCCAGACGCUCUGGGACGGGGCCCAGCCCAUGUCUUCUCCGAACUUUGGAGGCCACUCAAAAGUAUCGUCGAGCUCGCAAUGCACCAAGGAAAGGCCACUCGUGUUCAGGACCUGCAGUUGAGCAUCAACAGAAACAAGAGUCUCGAGCUAGAGGAGACGUACUGGAGCUUUACUAUGUUGCCAAUCAUUGAUUCAGACGGGGCAGCAAUUGGCGCCUUGGAGGAGUUCGUCGAGACCACAAACCAAGUGAUCGGAGAGAGGCGCAUGAACACCCUUAUUACUCUUGGCGAGAAGGCCAGCUCUGCAAAAGGCAUCGAGGAGCUUUGGAGCUUGAUACUCACGAGCCUUGAGCCCAACUCGCAUGACGUGACUUAUGCGCUUCUCUAUUCGGUCAGCGAGGAUGGCGUAAGAGUUGAUGAGGAGCCCGACACUUCGAAGCCCAAAAGCUGUUUCCUGGAAGGCACAAUCGGGAUCCCUAAAGAUCACCCUGCUGCUAUACCAUCUUUCGUCCUGACUGAAGGCAAUGAGGGCUUCUCAGUUCAUUUCAGGCGAGCAUGGACAUCAUCUCAACCUGCUCUUCUUCGUACUGACGACGGAUCCCUCACUGAUCCCAUAUCCGACUUAUGUGUUGAGGGUCGCGGAUUCGACCAACCAAGCACGACAGCUAUCGUUCUACCAAUACCUCCGCUCAGUGGCACUAGCAUUCGCGGAUUUCUUAUAAUGGGACUUAAUCCGCGUCGAAACUACGACGAAGAUUAUCAGGUUUUCAUCCGCCUUUUGAAUGACCGUCUCGUCAAAGCAGUCGCGUCAAUAUUCCUCCCAGAAGAACAACGGCGCAGUCGCCAGAUUAUAGAGGAAACCAACUCUCGCCAUGACAAAUUUUCCAGAGAGCUUGAGCGUCGGAGGCAGGAAGCCGAAUCUGCAGAAGCAACUUUCACAGCGCUGGCCGAAUGCGCUCCUGUCGGGUGUGUUGUCUUCCAGCUCAAUGGGCAGCCGCGGUGGAUGAACCAGGCUUAUCUCGACUUGAGCGGUCUGAAGCGCGAGGAUUUUGGUGGAGACCCUCAUCUAUGGUCAAGUACUGUGAUCCCUGAGGAUCGCAAAUAUGUUGAGGAACAGUGGGAAAAACUUGUCCAGGGCCAUGAUAUCCAACCAUUCGAGUUCCGCGUUAGGAAAGCGUGGCAUCUUCAGGGCUCAACGGACGAGAGUGAUCGAAUGGAGUCUUCUUGGGUGCUUGCAAACGCAUUCUUGAAGUACAAUGAAGCGGGUGAUCCCCAGCGGAUCUUAGCCUGGCUCACCGACAUUUCUCAUCAGAAGUGGAGCCAACAGUUGCAGGCCCAGAGAUUAGAAGACGUCUUGGAAACCAAACGACAGAGCGAAAACUUCAUCGACAUGACGUCACACGAGAUGCGGAACCCACUUUCUGCGAUACUCCAGUCAGCAGAUGGCAUCCUUGGCGCCUUGGGAUAUGAGAAAACCGAUGUUAGGUCCCUGCAACAGAUUCGCGACCCCCUCCUGUUGGAUGCUGAUACCCAGGAAAUCAUUAUUGACAGCGCCCAAACCGUUGUGCUGUGCGCACAGCAUCAAAAACGAAUUGUAGAUGAUAUCACUCUGUCCAAACUCGAUUCAAAGCUCCUUGUCAUAUGCCCCGACAUUGUCCAACCAGUGACUCUUGUUGAAAGAGCAAUUAAGAUGUAUGAGGCAGAGCUUACCAAUGCCGAAAUCAGACUCAGCCUCUCAAUACACCAAUCUUACGACGAUUUGGCUAUUGAUAUGGUAUUCCUCGACCCCUCACGUUUCCUCCAAGUCCUUAUCAACCUUCUAACCAACGCCAUCAAAUUCACUCGGGACCGGGAUAAAAGGGCGAUUACAAUUUUCUUGUCGGCUUCACUCAGACAACCUUCCUCUGGCCAUGAGAAUCUUGCCUACAUACCUCGCCGCUCGUCGAGAUCUGAGCACACCCACUCAGAUGAUGGAGGGCAGGGGGAAGACAUUUUUCUGCAGCUGGCCGUUGAGGAUACAGGAAAGGGUCUCAGUGAGGACGAGAUGAAACUUCUCUUCCACAGAUUCUCGCAGGCAUCUCCUAAGACAUAUGGAGAGUACGGUGGCUCCGGCUUGGGCCUUUUCAUCUCUCGAGAGCUCACAGAACUCCAAGAUGGACAGAUUGGCGUUGCUUCUCAGGCUGGAAAAGGAAAAGCUAAUUCGAAGACUCGCUUCCCUCACCUGAGAGUACUUAUCGUCGAGGACAAUCUUAUCAACCAAAAGGUUCUUUCCAAGCAACUUCGCCAUGCAGGCUGCACAACGCACCUUGCCAACCACGGCCUGGAAGCGCUCGAUAUACUCGCUCGCAGCACCUUCGCAGCAUCGCCCACAUCGGAGACGCUUGUAGACAUUUCCGUCUGCCUCAUGGACCUCGAGAUGCCCAUAAUGGAUGGGCUUAGCUGCGUCAAGCGCAUCCGCACGCUCGAGGCCGAGGGGACGCUCGCCCAACACGUGCCCGUAAUCGCCGUCACUGCCAAUGCCCGCAGCGAGCAGAUCAGUGCAGCCAUGGACGCCGGCAUGGACCUUGUUAUCACCAAGCCCUUCCGCAUCCCAGAGCUCUUGCCGCAGAUGGAUUCUUUGCUGAGAAGGAUGGCGGAGCAGUUGAGAGAGGAAGAUGAGGUGGAAGAGAAAGAGGAAGAGGAGGAGGACCAGAAGGGUGAAGAGCCGAAGGGUGAAGAGCAGAAGGGAGAGGGACGGGGCGAAUAG
Lasiodiplodia theobromae is the source of this 3483-nucleotide messenger RNA. Its product is annotated as Histidine kinase-group xi protein. The record is from RefSeq and is a predicted model, not a curated record. The transcript is spliced from 8 exons. Gene Ontology annotation, molecular function: phosphorelay sensor kinase activity; protein binding. Bases 1 to 3483 code for a protein of 1160 amino acids. Gene Ontology annotation, biological process: phosphorelay signal transduction system; phosphorylation. Lineage: Eukaryota; Fungi; Ascomycota; Dothideomycetes; Botryosphaeriales; Botryosphaeriaceae.